Molecule: messenger RNA, 3139 nt
Organism: Sander lucioperca (pikeperch)
Lineage: Eukaryota; Metazoa; Chordata; Actinopteri; Perciformes; Percidae
Gene: rpz4
Product: rapunzel 4
Exons: 3
Coding region: 238-1413 (391 amino acids)
Source: RefSeq, a predicted model, not a curated record
AACUUCUUUUUUCCUCUACCACCCAAGUUUUUUUUCUGUCUGGUCUGACUGGGUGUGCCUCUCCUCUGUAACAUGAGAGCCACAUGACCAAUAGGAAGACAAACAGUCUGGAAGUUAGUGUAUUUCUUCCGCAAACUUUUUAAGUUUUUGCUGUGUUGUAAGAGGAGCAAGAGAGCAGGCCGCAGUCCAACAACACUGGAACAGAACUAAUCAGUCUGAGAAACAGCAUCAGCAAAGAUGGCAAGCCAGCUACAGCAGCUUGUAGCGGACAAAAAGGAUAUGGUGGAGACUGUGAUGGAAUUGUUUGAACAGGGAGCUGAAGUGGUGGCCAGUAUCGCCGGCGACCUUUUCCCCAUUUUCUCCAUCGCUGCUCCAAUUGUUAAACUGGCUCUGGAUAAUGUGGAAAGCAAAGAGGCCGCGUUCAUGAAGGAGCAGUUUCAGAAGGUGCGAGAGCGUCUGGAGGUGGUCUCAGAGGAGAUUCAGCGGAUCAACGAUGAGAUCAAGAAGAGCGGGUUGGAUGCUGUGUAUUUCCCAGUGGAGGAGAACAUCACUAACCAGUUCAGGAAGUACAUGGAUAUCCUCAACGCCAAACCCAAGUUCCGGGAGGUCAAGAAGAAACUUUUCCUGGAGCAUUUUGCCAAGACCGGCGGUGACAAAAACCUUAUCACCCUCUACAACUCUGUGACGGGAGAGAACUUCUCUGGGGAAUCUGUGCUGGAGAUCACCCUGAACUACGAAGAAAAAAGUCGCCGGCCAGUGGAAGACUUCUGCGCCAGGCUGAAGAAGCUCUUCUGCAUCGGGCUCAUCGCACUUUUGGGCCACGCCGCUCUGAAGGGAUACGAUGAGGAGGACGCGCUUCUGAAAGACUGGGGUGAGAAGAUGAAUACUGUCCAGAAUAAAAUGAAUGUUGUCAUUGAAGACUGCAUCGUCAGCUUCCCCAAGCAGGCCGAGAUAGAUUCCCGUCGUCUGGUGAGAGACGAGUCAAACUUAACCAACCAGCAGCUAGCUGAUGCUAUCAUAGAGAAACUCAAGAAGAAGUAUGACUGGGUUGGCUGGUCCGUGCGUAUAUUUAGGACCCCUUCAGGCCUGUUCGCCAACAAGAAGGAUUACCACUGCCCAACAGGGAAGAGUCGCUUCCAGGUCCCUUCAUCAGAUGAGAAACUCAAUGUCUGGGUGUCCUACAGCUCCUCGCCUGAGCCUGUGGAUAAGAAUCACAUCCAGCAGCUGAUCCAGAGUCAGAAGAAAAUCUCGGUGGUCGGUGUAGCUGAGGACCUGUUUGAGAAGUUGCCCGGUCACUGCAUGGUCCACACAGUCAAAACCAGCAAAGACCUGGCCUGCUCCUGGAGCUUCACAGAUGAGCUCCACUACUGGGAGGAGCACAAAAACAUCUACGUCUGCGCUCACUCUGCUUGAAGUUUUAAGACGCUGAAAAAAACUCUCAAAAGUCAGUUAUUCUAUGAUUGUAGGUUGCUUCAUAUUUACACGGAUAAUCACAGAGUUGAUUGCUGCCUCCCUGCUUGGCCUUAGCAGUGAAAUACUACACAGUAUGUUCCUUAAUUGAACCUCUCUAGUAGUCGUUUUUUACAGAAUUAUUCCCUUUUUCUAAGAGUGUUUACUGUUACAGUACUUUCUUGCCGAUGUGAAGGUGCAUCAUGUCAAGUCAAGUAAAUUUUAUUUAAAUAGCCCAAUAUCACAAAUCACAAAGUUGCCUUAAGGGGCUUUGCAAUCUGUGCAGCAUACCCCUCUGUCCUUAGACCCUCAAUUUGGAUAAAAAAACAAACUUUAAUGGGAUAAAAAAAGUAAGACAUCUCAGAAGGGAUCCCUCUUCCAGGAUGGAGCGACAUGCAAUAGAUGGUGUGUGUGUGUGUGUGUGUUUGUGUGUGUGUGUGUGUGUGUGUGUGUGUGUGUGUGUGUGUGUGUGUGUGUGUGUGUGUGUGUGUGUGUGUGUAUACUUUCCACAAGAAAGUAGCAUAAACUAGAUUCUUUAACUAAGAAUAAUGACCUUUUUCAUCCCAUGCAGCUGGCCUUUUCUUUAUUUCUCGGAACAGACAGAAGAGCUUUGCCCUUUUGUUUAGGCUUUAUUAUAUCACAGUGUCUCCCCUUUUUGUAAUGAAAUUGGUAAAUAGUGUAAUGUAAUUUGUUGCUGAAAAAUUGUGGUAUAAGAUCAACAAAUGUUUUAUUUUUUUUUUUUACAUUUGCUGUAAAUGUCAGGAGGACAGGGUUGUUUUGUUUUGGGAAAGUUGUUGAUUAAGAAUUCAGCUGUCAUACGGAGAUUAUGUGCUACUGGUAGAGAUAAGCGGUGACCUCGCCCUGUUGAGGACAUAUACACCAAAGCUAUGAGAGAAAAAUGCCUGACUCCAGAGUCUGUGACAGAAACCUUCAUUUUGAUUUCACUUCUUGUACUCAUCUGACAAAAAUAACAAAUCUUGUUACUGGCUGCUGUACAGCAUGAACACAGCACAAAAGACAAGGCCUCAAACAACAUUUGCUGUGGUGACCCUGCCCUGAACAUGCCGAGGCGUAGUGACAGCAGCACUUUGUUUACAUACAGAUGCCUAGCAUAGCUAUUCUUCUGUCACGUCUUCACCUGUGGUUGUGCAACACAUACUGGAAAGUUGUACCCGCUCAGUGGUUGAGGAUUUACUUCUAUAUAUAUAUAAAUAAAUAGUUGAAUUUUGGACAAUGUAAAUCAUGGGUCUGGGAUCUUUUGUUUUUUUCUAGAGAUUUUGAUCAAAAUUUGUAUAAUUUGACCAUGAUCAACACUACUUUGUAAGAACUACAGUAUGUCAUGGAGACACUGCCGUAAGACACCACUGACCUGUUUUAAUUGUUUUAGAUCAUUUGUUCUUUAUCGUAAACCGCUGUAAUUUGUGUUUCUUCUUUGUUUGUGUGUCCUUUAAAUGUUAUCACCUUUAAGUUAAAUACAUUUCCUUCUUUGAAUUUCUUUGAUUAUUUGACCAAAACAAGCAACAUAUUUACUGUAGAAUUAUUGAUAAAAAAAUGUUUAUCUUGCACUCUUUUAGAUAUUUCUAUUUCCAUAUUUUAUAUUUGGGUUUUCAGUGUCUUAGAUUCAAAAUCCUGUUGGUAAACCAAAGCAAUGAUUGUAUUAAAUCUUCCAAAUAAACUCAGUCAUACAUCA